This is a messenger RNA of Nicotiana attenuata, 567 nucleotides long. Its product is annotated as subtilisin-like protease SBT1.4. Gene Ontology annotation, molecular function: serine-type endopeptidase activity. The coding region runs from base 1 to 567 and encodes 188 amino acids. The record is from RefSeq and is a predicted model, not a curated record. Lineage: Eukaryota; Viridiplantae; Streptophyta; Magnoliopsida; Solanales; Solanaceae. The transcript has a single exon. Gene Ontology annotation, biological process: proteolysis.
AUGGCUUUGAUGGUUUUCCUUACUUUCUAUGUAAUUGUAAGUUCUCAGCUAUCAAUCAUAUCAGCCAGUGAUCAUCUUUCUCAGCAGAGUAAUUCAGAAAUCUAUAUUGUUCACGUUGAGUCACCUGAAAAUCUACACGAGUACUCAUUAUUAUCUGAUGUGUCCUCACGCAUAAUAUAUUCCUAUCGAAAUGUCUUCAGUGGUUUUGCUGCUAGAUUAUCACCAGACGAAGUGAAGUUAUUGGAAACGAAGGAUGGCUUUAUUUCCAUAAGACCUCAAAGGAUAUUGCGAGUCCAAACUACUCAUACUCCAAGUUUCCUCGGGUUGCACCAAAACUUAGGCUUCUGGAAUACGUCUAACUAUGGCGAAGGUGUAAUUAUUGGUCUGUUGGACACUGGAAUUUAUCCAGAACAUCCUUCGUUCGAUGAUGAAGGAAUGCCUCCUCCCCCUGCCAAAUGGAAGGGAAAGUGCGAGUUNAGAAAGUGCCUGCCAAUGAGAUAUGGUCUCCAUUUAUCCACUGCAGUCACAAUAGCCAUCAUCUCCUUUUCAUACACUGAGAGGUGUUGA